Molecule: messenger RNA, 746 nt
Organism: Neurospora crassa OR74A
Lineage: Eukaryota; Fungi; Ascomycota; Sordariomycetes; Sordariales; Sordariaceae
Exons: 2
Coding region: 61-477 (138 amino acids)
Source: RefSeq, a predicted model, not a curated record
UUCGUUUCUCCUUUUUUUCGUCAGACAGCUCCAGAAACUACCUCGUUCAAACUCGACACGAUGCGCGCGCAACUGCUUUCUCGAGCCUUGGUAGCGGUGCUCUUCGGCAUUUGCGUUGCCUUGAAUAUUGGUACUGAAAACCAAGCCAUCGACCGCGACGACUCUAGCCUUGGGAUACCAGCAACCACGACCUUUCAUCAUCACGACGACUUCUCCCUGCCAACAAGACGUGGUCGUGGAAGACGUGAAAUCAACAGUCCAGACGCUGAGCAGUUGAACCCAAUGUCUCACCAAGCCGACAAUGUGGCGACCUCUGAUGGGACCACCGAGCCUACGUGCCCACCUCAUAAAGUCUGCCUCGCGCCAGGCAUUCUAGCCGUCAUCAUCAUCUGUUCAUGCCUCGGCUCGUUGCUUUUCAUUGGAGUUCCCAUAUUUGCCAUCUUGUUUUGCACGGCGUGGAAUUCAUUUUGGGAUUGAUCGUUGGUGGGAAAUAAAUGGGCCAUAAACUGCUGUCCGCACGCCACCAGCUGUAGAAAUGGCGUCGCGGAAAAUGAUAUAGAAGUGCUGAAAAGGAUUUCUUCUUCACCACGGCCCCUCAUCAAGGAAUCGAAGGCAAUGAAGAAUGGGAGAGAUCAAAGUAAAUCUCGAGAGCAAGACAUUAAAUUGGUUUCCAAAAAUUCCCCAGCCAGCCGAGGCCAUGCUGGAAGUGGUCGGGUAUGUAGUUUUCAACUAGCAAAAACGCAAUC